Messenger RNA from Sebastes umbrosus (honeycomb rockfish), 3385 nucleotides. RefSeq names its product mixed lineage kinase domain-like protein. Bases 278 to 1711 code for a protein of 477 amino acids. NCBI's taxonomy places the organism in Eukaryota, Metazoa, Chordata, Actinopteri, Perciformes, Sebastidae. The record is from RefSeq and is a predicted model, not a curated record. The transcript is spliced from 13 exons. Gene Ontology annotation, biological process: cell surface receptor signaling pathway; protein phosphorylation. Gene Ontology annotation, molecular function: protein kinase activity; ATP binding.
AGGAGCAGAGGCCAGUUUCAAUUUCAACCAGCACUCACAUACACAAGACAUACCUGAGACCUGAAGCUUACACCGACAUCCACCAACAGGUUUGCUUUUAAGGAAACAGGCAGCCGGGAAGUGACGGAUUGUGAUUCAGAGAUACGUUAUGAAUUAUUGACUGGCCGUCUCCUCGUUCACCUGAAAGCUUUGCUCACCGUUACAGGCCUCCCUGAUUGGAUUUUCGUUCCCGUGGGAAAUCUUCUCUGCACAUAACUUCACAUAACAUCAGCCGAUCAUGGACGUCAUCGACCCUAUCCUGAGCAUCGCCUCAGAGAUCUACGCUCUGGUUGAGACGGUGAAGGCCAAUAAGAAGCGCAGCCAGCGUGUUUGUCACCGAGUCAAAGCCCUGGAUGAGCUGCUGAGGUCCAUCAAAAAGAGAGAAAUGGGACAAACCACUGCCGACGUAAAAAGAGCCCUCGGGGAACUCUCCUUAACUCUGACAUCAGCUAAGGCACUCAUCAAGAAGUACACUUCGGCCACCUGGGUGAAACGCAUCCUGAAAGCAGGCAGCCACGAGGACGAGUUCAACAGUGUGAACGAACGCCUCAAUGACGCCUUCCAGGUGCUGUCUGGAGCUCUGCAGGUGGAACAGGGCAACGUGCUGCACCAGGUGUUUGAGCUGACCUCCAGAGAGAAAGAGGACGACGCGGACCGGAAGGAGGACAACGCAGAGCUGCAGACUAUGCUACUGCAGUACAUGAAAGAGCAGCAGGAGAAAACGGACGCCGUGCUGAAAGAAAUGGAAUCAGUCAAAAGCAACGUGGAAAAGAUUGUGGCGUUGUUGAAUAAGCCCAGCGCCACUGAUGAAGCCAUCCGAAUGAUCAAACCACAAGAGCUGAAAUACGAAUGUCCCAAAAAGCCCUUCAUGACAACGUCAUCCUCAGAGGUCUACAAAGGAGAGUACCGUAGAUUCCCGGUGGCCAUCAAGAGAUUCAUUGACCCUGUGAACACCAGCCCAAGUUUAAGUGAGUUGCGGAAAGUUUUCAACAAGGAGAUUGAAACCAUGAGGCGGUUUGAGUCGCCCAACAUCCUGCGAAUGUUUGGCAUCUGUGUCCAGGAUGAGGACGGACCCAGCCCUCAGUACCUCAUCAUCAUGGAGUACUGUGAGAAGGGAAGUCUCCGUCAGGUUCUGGACUCUGGUUGCAAACUGUCCUGGACCACGAAAGCAUCUAUGUGUCGGGACGCAGCGCGAGGGCUCUACCGACUGCACCACACUGAAGCAAAAUCUAAAGUUCAUGGAUCCAUCAACAGCAGCAAGUUCCUGGUGACUACAGGCAACAUCGUUAAGCUGGGAGGAUUUGAACUGUCAAAAACCGAGACGUCGCUGAGAAAAGCAACGAAGGACAAAGAGAUCAGAUCCCUGUGCUACUCCUCUCCUCUGAUGCUCCUCGACAUUAACCACAUCUACAGCACACAGUGUGAGAUUUACAGCUUUGGAAUCGUCCUGUGGGAAGUUGCAACCGGCAGCAAACCUUUUGAAGGUUGGUCAAAUACAGAAAUCCUUCAGAAAGUGGGCAAAGACAAAUUUCAGCAGCCGCUCCCCAACGACUGUCCUGAAGAGCUGGGACGUCUGAUCAACGACUGUCGGCACUAUGAUGGCUUCCAGAGGCCAUUUGCUGGAGUGCUGGUGGAUAAACUGCAAAGCGUGGUGGCCAAGUUAGAGGAGUGAUGAAACCCUUCAUCCCUCUGCCUCUCAGGGUUUCUGAGGCACUAAAAGCCAUACGUUGUUAUUUCAGUCAGUUCACUGUGACUCUGAGCAGCAUUGUAAUGUUUUUUUUGUUUUGUUUUUUUAAAUGAUUGCAUGUUAAAGGGAUAGUUCUGAUGUUUUAAAGUGUACAAAAGAUAACACAAAACACUGCAUGGUGAAUAAGAUUCAAAAGCUGAGUUGUAGUAUAUGUAGUAUUCUACAGACACAAAGGUAGGCUAACGUUGUGGGUUUCAUUUAGCAAGAUACCGAUUAAAUAUGCAGUAUUAGCUACGUUUUGUUCAUAUUCCGUUAACAUUAGCUAACUUAUCUUUGUCCGGAUGAUUGUGUUUGUCAGCAUUUGGCUUGUAGAUCUUAAUGUCAUACACCUACCUGUUUGUAAACUGGACAUCAGUCUCCGAAGAUUUACAUAUUUUGCACUGCUGACAGGUGUUCACUAACGCCAAAACACAUCAGUGACUGUAAUGGGUGGAAAACUGUCAAGGUCCUCCUAAUUGGUAAGGAUCGAUAUCAUAAACUAACUUCAGUUUUGUAAUAUAUGGCCCCUUUGCUUCUGUCAGCUUCUCUUUAUAUGGGCAUUUGUCUUUCGCACAUACUUUAUACAUUUCUGAUGAUGAACGGUUGACAGAUGACAGAUGAAUAGACCGGUGAUAAUGACAGUCUACCGUAGCUCAGUACGCUACCCUCCAAAAAUGGUGGUGCGUCCCAGAAUGCUCCACGAUUCCCAUUCCCUAUAAGCCUCGUGCAUACAGAAGUAAACCUGCAUGCGCCAAGCGAGCAAUUCUCAUUUCACUGAAUAGGCGCCAUCUUUGGGUCCAGUAUCCAGUUCUUAUUAUAGUGACAUUUGUUCGCACAAACUUACGUAAGCACAUGUCAUAUUUUGUUUUACAGGAGGAAAAGUUGAUUGGAUUUUUGUAUAAAAAUAGGAUAGAUUUUUUCAAUUUGUUUUUGCAUGUAUUGUUAAAUAGGUGCAGAAUAUAACCGGGGUAAAGGGGCAUUUUACAUUUUAUCUCGACUUUAGGUUUAAUUUUUAUCUUUUAUAGCCUUUAUGUUAUACCAUGACCACAAUUUCUCUCUGAGAAUAAAAGUGGUGUUAGAUUCAAUGUUUGAUUCAACAUAGGUGCUGAUGUUUAAAUGUUUAAAUAUAUUGAAUAAGAUCAAUCGAAAAAAAACAACUCCUUUUAUUCAUCCUCUUUUUACUCUUUUCACUGCACCAUUUAAACCAGGGGUUUAAUAUUAUUAAUCUCAUCCAACUAAAAUAUCAUAAAUGUUUGUUUUUUUAAUUUUCAUGUCUUUAUGUCUUUUAUAUGUCUUUUUUUAUUUGAGUAUGUCACAUUGAGUAUUUGUGUUCUUCUUUGACUGAGAAUUUAUUUCCAAUUGUGGUUGGAGGUCAAAUAUAGGAAUAUUAGUUUGAUGGCAGAAUGACAUCACAUGCAUUAUCUGCAGAUGAUGCACACAAUCAGGAAGCAAAGAGGAAAAAGCACUGUUUGAUCUUUCAGAAAACUGAACAUUUCUUUCAGUUUAUGACAUAAAUAUUCAUCAGAUAUGUGUGUUUAUAUAUAAAUAUAAGUUCUUGUCUUCUUCUUUACCAUCAUCGUUUAACAACUUCUUUAAAUCUAAUUCUCAAAUUCAUUCACA